Rhincodon typus (whale shark) is the source of this 486-nucleotide messenger RNA. It is a transcript of the gene ttr, whose product is annotated as transthyretin (prealbumin, amyloidosis type I). Gene Ontology annotation, biological process: purine nucleobase metabolic process. The coding region runs from base 40 to 486 and encodes 148 amino acids. NCBI's taxonomy places the organism in Eukaryota, Metazoa, Chordata, Chondrichthyes, Orectolobiformes, Rhincodontidae. The record is from RefSeq and is a predicted model, not a curated record. The transcript is spliced from 4 exons.
UCCUUUCAACUCCUGGCAUCAACUUAGACAGCAGGCAACAUGCGUUUCACAUUGAUCCUCAUCGUCUGCUUGGCUGCCUUCUACAAAGGAGAAACAGUGGACCACGGUGGUAGUGAUACCAAAUGCCCCAUCAAUAUCAAGGUUCUUAACGCGGUCAAUGGAACCCCAGCAGCAAAUCUUCGUUUGCAAAUAUACCGACAAAAUGCGGACCUCAGUUGGCAACAGCUCAAUACCGGAAUUACAGCAAUUAAUGGAGAAGCUCACAAUCUUACCACGGAGGCAGAUUUUAUUCCAGGAAUGUAUAAGGUCCACUUCAACACUGCUGAUUAUUGGAGGAACUUGGGAUACACCCCCUUUCAUGAAUGUGUCAAUGUCCUUUGGUUCUCUGACCCUUUUCCUUGGGUUCUUACUUCUUCACAGGAGGCACCGAGUGACUGGUUCACAAACUGUGAAGUCUCAGAGUUCUUGGUUGUAAGCAACAGCUAA